Molecule: messenger RNA, 2058 nt
Organism: Syzygium oleosum
Lineage: Eukaryota; Viridiplantae; Streptophyta; Magnoliopsida; Myrtales; Myrtaceae
Product: serine/threonine-protein kinase PCRK1-like
Exons: 5
Coding region: 384-1652 (422 amino acids)
Biological process (GO): protein phosphorylation
Molecular function (GO): ATP binding; protein kinase activity
Source: RefSeq, a predicted model, not a curated record
CUUUCUCUCUCUCUCUCUCUCUCUCUCUUCAUGCAAAGUCUCAAGCUGACCCACACGGUCGAAAGUUUCCAACGCUUCAGUCCCGUUCCAACACGGACGUGUCCGAACCACAUCCGUCUUAACAACGACAGAUGCGGAGCUGCAACUCGUCCUUUUCUUUUCUUCUGGGUGCAUUUUGAUCUCUCUGUUCGUUGGCUUUGGGUGGGGAGCUGACUCGGAGCUGCCGUGUUGAUGACUUAUCUCUCGGACUUGGUAGCUCCCUGCUCGAUCUUUUUGAAGUCUUGCCAAGUGGGUCGCUUCUGGUUUGCCUCAAAAUCGGGAAUUUGAUUGAUUUCGCAGCUGAAGUCUUAUGUGAAGCGCCGUGAAGUGAAAGGGUCCGAGCUAUGAAUUGCUUUUCGUUUUUAAACGGGGACAAGAAGGAAGAUGUGAAAACUCCAAAGUGGGUUUCGGCUCAGUCCACGGCUUCUAUAUUUACUGAUUCUGAUUUUAAGAUAACUGGCUCUGAAUUGAAUUCUCGAAACCUCUCCGAAGCAAGCGCAGAAUCUAUAGGGAGGACUGCCUGUCCUAAUGUUUCGCAGAAACCCAGCAAUCUCAAAGCCUUCACUGUUUCAGAACUCAAAUCAGUCACCAAGAACUUCAGCCGCUCUGUCAUGAUUGGAGAGGGUGGAUUUGGGUCUGUUUAUAGGGGUACGAUCAAGAUUACGGAAGAUCCAUCUAACAAACUUGAAGUGGCUGUGAAGCAGCUGGGCCGGAAAGGAACCCAGGGACAUAAAGAAUGGGUGACGGAAGUUAAUGUUCUCGGUGUGGUUGAGCAUCCAAAUCUUGUAAAAUUAGUUGGAUACUGUGCCGAGGACGAUGAAAGAGGAAUUCAACGGCUUUUGGUAUACGAGUAUAUGCCGAAUGGAAGCGUUGAUGAUCAUUUAUCAUCUCGCUCCCAAACACCCCUUCCAUGGGAAAUGAGACUAAGAAUAGCUCAAGAUACUGCUCGUGGCCUGACAUACUUACAUGAGCAGAUGGACUUCCAGAUAAUUUUUAGAGAUUUCAAAUCAUCGAACAUUUUACUGGAUGAGCAAUGGAAUGCUAAGUUGUCAGACUUUGGAUUAGCAAGACUCGGACCUCAAGAGGGUUUCACUCAUGUAUCAACGGCGGUUGUGGGAACCAUCGGAUAUGCUGCUCCUGAAUACCUGCAAACUGGCCGUCUCACGUCGAAGAAUGAUGUAUGGAGUUAUGGGGUUUUCCUCUAUGAACUAAUCACUGGUAGGCGUCCUUUAGACCGUAACCUCCCCAAGAGUGAACAGAAGCUUUUAGAAUGGGUGAAGCCAUACCUAUCAGAUUCAAAGAAGUUUAAGUUGAUAGUGGAUCGCAGGCUUGAAGGGAAAUACCAGGUCAAGUCUGUGUACAAGCUUGCAACGGUAGCCAACAAAUGCUUGCAUAAAAACCCAAAGUCACGCCCUAAGAUGAGUGAGGUGUUAGAGUUGGUGGACGAGAUUGUGAGGGAAUCAACUGGCAUGGACUCAUUGAAUAGUUUUACAUCAGUAGAGACACAAGGGGAUACUGGAACGAAAAAUAAGAGAAGGAUCGUUGAUUUUAAAGCUUGGGAAAAUGGGUGGUUGGGUCGGAUCUGGACACUGAAGGUUGCGAGGACGUGCUGAGAAGCAAAGGUUCAAUGUAAAUAGGCAUGGUUUAUGCAAAAGAAAGCAAGAGUAGAAAAAAAAGGCAGCAUGGCGUGGAUGGAACUCGGGUUCAACACAUUGUAGGCACAAGAGACCAAUAAUUAUUGGUUGUGCUGUAAUAUAUUGUUCUCGUAUAGAGAAACUCAUCUGAUGUAGAAGUAAGAGUAUCGCAAUCUGGAGCCUGGACAUGGAAGGCCUAUGAUGAGAGAAGAGUCAAAACUCAUUAUUUUGGCCACAAAAUAAGGAUGACCUGGUACAUGAAUGCAAAGUUGAGGAGCUUCCUGUAAAAUGUAGAACAGGUAUUGAAAUUGUUGUGCUAUGUGAUCGACACAAAUUUGUUUUCCCUUGAGUUCUGAAUCAAUGUCAAUCUUUUUUUGGAAAGUAA